GGAUAAUUUUAAACAGAUAUCAAACACGAAGUACACAGUCUUGAUAAUAUAUCAAAUCACAUUAUUUACAAGGAUGAGACUUUCAUGUGCAUUUGCUUCGGCACUUGCGAUGGGCGCCUUGCCACUGGGAUACUCGCAGACUAUUGUUCAGGACACGACUCCUUCAGCAACUCUCAAUGAGACUACAGAACAAAUAACCCAGAACACGACGGUCGUGGUCGCUCCCGCAGUUGAUAUAAGUACAGAAAUGACUGCACCAAACACAACGGUUGCGCCUUCCGUCAAUGCCACUCAACCAAAUACGGUGUCGGCUCCUUCAAUCGACACCAAUGUCACUCAACCAAAUACGGUGUCGGCUCCUUCAAUCGACACCAAUGUCACUCAACCAAAUACGGUGUCGACUCCUUCAAUUGACACGACCUCAGUACUAUACAUCAGCGAGGUACAGACCACAAAUAUGGACUGGGUUGAACUAUUUAACGAGGGUAACACGAGUAUAAACCUCGCUGGUUACACACUUGUUCACGAUAGAGAGACAGAUGAAGCAUACACUUUUCGAGGAGAUUGUGGAAUCAUUGAAGCGAAUGCAUAUCUUAUGCUUGUAAAAGACGAAGUCACGAAUGCAGAAUAUGCGAAUGGGGACUGUAUGAUACCUUAUGGGAUUAAAUCCAGCGGCGAGCUUGCUCUUUACGAUAGCAAUAACACGCUGCUGGAUGUUACUUCCUGGGCGAACGUAGCCUAUGUUUCCGGACACAGCUGGGCUCGAAAGAGUGGUCGUGCAGAGAUUGGCAUGGCAGAGUGGGAGGCCACCAGUUCGAAUACUUGGAGACGGCCCAAUAUUUUCACCAAGGAAAUCACUAUCCCCAAUAUUGUGGACUAUUCUGGAGGACUGCAUGACAGAUCAGUAGCAUACAUUCAAGACCCACCACAAGGUUCUAUGACGAAUGUACAUUUGAGGGUGUACACAAGUUCUGAUAAGUGUGUGUGUGACAAGUACCCGGAAGCGCACAAUAACGAACUUUGUACAUGCACGUGGGACGAUAUAAUAAACGACGACUCAGGUACAGAUUUAUGGGUACCAACCAUGCCAUGCUCAGUCUCUAUAGAUGUUGACGGAGUGAAAGAGUACGGCUAUACCGCAAAUGGCGAGCCAACAUCGGAGGACAAUUGUGUGGUACAUCAGAGAGGGGGCUUUACGCGCAGUGCGAAACUUAAAAGUUAUACUGUCAAAAUCGACAAGACUUUUGUGCCGAGAGAAUGGCGCGGUAACAAACGGUUGACGAUGGUCAAACACCCUUGGACAUUCAGUCGCACUGAGGUACCACUUUUUGCCCAGCAAUUUCGGGACAUGAAUGACUUUCAUUCUCUCAAAACUAUAAUCGCGAAUGUGACAGUGACUUAUGUCGAUCCGGAAACUAUGGAAGUGGUUGGGGAAGAGAAUAUGGGUGGUUACACUGUAUUCGAGAAUUCUGACGAAGACAUGCUUGAUCGUCAUGGCCUAAGCUCGCAGACCAUAACCGGAGAUCGAAAGGAAAGUCACCUCUACAAGUUGCGCGAUUUCGAUUGGUCGUACAAGUCCAUCUUCGAUGAGAUUGUACCCUUCGCAGAUGAAACCAACGAGGAACAGAUUUUCGAAUAUGAAUCUCUUAUUGAAAAUAAGGACAGCGAUGACAACACAAAGUUGGUGCAAACUAUUUACGAAUUGAACGGUAAAAUACCGAACAUGACUUUCGUAGAAGCUGUACAGAAACGUUUUGAUAUGAAUAACUUGGCGCAGUGGAUGGCGGUCAAUCUCAUCUGCGGUGAUAUAGAUCACAUGGGAAAGAACGCAUUCAUCUACAGCAGUAACGACACGGAGACAUGGUACUAUACUCCAUGGGAUUAUGAUGCCUGUUUUAAGCCUGUCAUGGACCAUGGACCUCCUAGUCUGAGUCCUUACAGAUACCAAGACGAUCACCUGUUCCAAGGCAUUAUGCACUAUCCCGAGCUUCGCGAUGUUUUCUAUCCCUUGCUUAAAAAGAAGAUUGAGUAUGUGCGCACGGAAACGGGAUUCAACAGAGACGCACUAUGGGAUGCUGCAUUCGAAUUUGCGAACUGGACAGAUCCCUUCUGCGUAAAAGGCCAGGUAGACCGUGAUACUUUGGGCACGAAUACUUGGAACGAAGGCUCAGAGCUGGAUCUUACAUUUGAUCCAGAAUUCACCGAUUGGGACAUGUCACCGAGAGACCUACUGUUCAGUCAACACGACUUUAUCCAAGAUAAUUUGGACAUAUAUGUUGGUCUCGACUACCCUCCCAAUUUGUACAAUGACAUCAGCAUCCGGGCAAGUAGCACCGACGAAGAUGACAAGGAAGAAGUGUUCGAUGUAAAAGCACUGCCUUUCACAUCGCCCAUUGGCAAUCCUCUAGAGAUCACAUGGCAAGUAUACACAGGCAGACCCGAGAGUCUCGAGGACGAGGUCGCUGAUGGUAACAUUGGGCUGUUUGACUCGAGAUAUUUCGACCCCGAAAUACAGGAUGUUGAGAUUGUGUACGAAAAGACUGUGAACAACGAGGAGGAACGGAAUUACACCGAUCUUUCCCAUACUUUGUUGCACGGGAUUACUAUCCCAUGCGACGAAGUACGUGAGUGCGAGGGUGAACAGUGCUGGAUCACUGUGUAUACCACAGACACAGUAACGGGGAUUCGCUCCGCCGCGGCGCAUACAGACAGUCAAACAGAGCUGGACUACGAUGACUUCUGCUAACCGAGGAGGAUAGCAUAGACUUCAGGCACAACUAGAUUGAGAGGAUUUGUGCUUAAUUAAGAUAGUCACACAGACUAGAUGACGAAGACUCUUACUAACCAAGGAGGACCACUUAGACAGUCAACAAAACUAGACUACGAUGACGUUCACUAAUAACGGAGGAUCAUCAAGGCAAAAAAAAGUCUGGUGCAACUGAAUAUCGAUGGCUUCUGCUAACCAAGGAGUGACUACAGAGGUUGUCAUAGUAUCACUCGACCCUACCAUCAUUGUAUAUAUUAUCAGCGUAUGAGCGCAUACACACCUAAAGUUAGUAAUCAAUAAAAGUAUAAAGAUGAGCUAAAAUAUAC
Molecule: messenger RNA, 3093 nt
Organism: Sphaeroforma arctica JP610
Lineage: Eukaryota; Ichthyosporea; Ichthyophonida
Exons: 3
Coding region: 74-2746 (890 amino acids)
Source: RefSeq, a predicted model, not a curated record